AUGGAUUAUCCAAAUUUAACAACACCAGCUGGAUUUAUUCUGAUGGGCGUCACACAGCGACCUGAGCUUCAGCUCCCUCUUUUUGGCAUCUUUCUAAUCAUCUACACAGUCACCGUGGUAGGAAAUCUGGGCAUGAUCAUUUUGACCAAACUGGACUCCCGCCUCAAUACUCCUAUGUAUUUUUUUAUCAGACAUCUGGCUUUCAUUGAUCUUGGCAAUUCCACUACCAUUUGUCCCAAGAUGCUCAUGAACUUUGUUGUGGAUCAAAACACCAUUUCUUAUUCUGCUUGUGCCACACAGAUGGCGUUGUUCAUUUUUUUCAUUGUCAGUGAACUUUCAGUCUUGGCCUCUAUGGCCUAUGACCGCUAUAUGGCUAUCUGCAGUCCUCUACUCUACCAUACAGUCAUGACUAGUAAACACUGCCACAUGCUUGUGGGCAUUCCAUACCUCUACAGCACCUUUCAGGCUCUAUUGUUCCCUAUUAAGUAUUUCAAACUGAGCUUCUGUGGCUCUAAUGUCAUCACCCAUUUCUACUGUGAUGUUGAACCUUUGUUACCUUUGAUCUGCUCACAUGCACAGGAGACAGAAUUGCUAACCCUACUAUUCUCAGCAUUUAAUUUAAUCUCCUCACUUCUGGUAGUUCUUUUGUCCUAUGCACUGAUUCUGUUAGCUAUAUGCCGAAUGCAUUCUGCUGAAGGCAGGAAGAAAGCUUUCUCCACUUGUGGUUCCCAUCUGACAGUGGUGGUGGUCUUCUAUGGUACUCUCCUCUUCAUGUAUGUACAGCCCAAAGCCACUCACUCCUUUGAAACAGAUAAACUGGCAUCAGUGUUUUAUACUUUAGUGAUACCCAUGCUUAACCCUUUGAUCUACAGCUUAAGGAAUAAAGAGGUAAAAAAUGCUUUUCAUAGAAUCUUUGAGUGUCCAUGA
Messenger RNA from Jaculus jaculus (lesser Egyptian jerboa), 927 nucleotides. RefSeq names its product olfactory receptor 8K5-like. Gene Ontology annotation, cellular component: membrane. The coding region runs from base 1 to 927 and encodes 308 amino acids. NCBI's taxonomy places the organism in Eukaryota, Metazoa, Chordata, Mammalia, Rodentia, Dipodidae. Gene Ontology annotation, biological process: sensory perception of smell; G protein-coupled receptor signaling pathway. Gene Ontology annotation, molecular function: olfactory receptor activity; odorant binding; G protein-coupled receptor activity. The record is from RefSeq and is a predicted model, not a curated record. The transcript has a single exon.